Trypanosoma theileri is the source of this 567-nucleotide messenger RNA. RefSeq lists its product as uncharacterized. NCBI's taxonomy places the organism in Eukaryota, Euglenozoa, Kinetoplastea, Trypanosomatida, Trypanosomatidae. The record is from RefSeq and is a predicted model, not a curated record. The transcript has a single exon. The coding region runs from base 1 to 567 and encodes 188 amino acids.
AUGCGUCGCUCACCGGCGUUGUUUCUUAAGCGCUUUGAUCCUUCGAAGUUCUUUCGCUCUUUGCCGGGUGUUGCGGGGGAAAAAAACCCAGUGGAACCGGGCGGUUCUUUCCUGUCUAAUCAGGGCUUUGGGUUUGGGUCUUUUCAAGGGGGUCUACCAGCAAAUCUUGCUGGCGGUUUUGCGACGGGUUCUCGCGAUUCCGGUGCCCACGGGGAGGGUGCAGGCGGAAAAUCCGGCCAGGGUCCUGGCGCGGGAUUUGGUGGUGGUUCUUUUGGAGGUCCCUUUUCAGGACUCUUUGACAAAGCGUUAGAAUGGUGUAGUGAAGCCCACGCGCGAGACAUUGCACGGCGCCAAGGAAUUGAUAUUCGGGAUAUACGCUUUGAGAAGACAGCAGAAGGUGGUAUUAACGUCGUUGUUGAUGCUCCAAACGCAACACCAAAACAAAUAGAACAACUUGGUGAACAAGUAAUGGAGGAAUGUCCUGUAGCCAGAUUUAGAAAAACCCAGGUAACGUCACCGCAAGAAAAGAUUCAGUGGCUUCGUUUGCCUGAUCGGUACGAUCGGUAG